Messenger RNA from Striga asiatica, 867 nucleotides. Lineage: Eukaryota; Viridiplantae; Streptophyta; Magnoliopsida; Lamiales; Orobanchaceae. The record is from the annotation of a GenBank genome assembly.
AUGGGCAACUGCUUGUGCAGGCGUGAAUCGAGCCAAGUGUGGGCCACGGUCGACCAAUUAUAUGAUCCGAAACAGAGUUUAAAUGUGGCUCUUGAUGAUGAUGUUAAUGGAGAAGGCAAUAUUAGUCAAGCUUUUUCGAGUAGUAAUCGUGAGCUAGUUAAGGUGAAGAUCACAAAGUGGGAGCUUUUGGAGAUGGUGGCAAUUGCUCGAGUGGAAGGCGUGCCUGUGGAACGACUUCUCCUUUCCCGGUUGAUUGAUCGUUCGGGAUUUGCUCCUCCGCCCGAGUGUUCAUGGGAACCUGUCCUAGCAUCUUCCAAAGAGUCACCUUCUGUUUUUGAAAGUUUGGUUCAAGGACCGGCUCUGGUGGUACAACUUCUCCUCUCGGUUGCUAGACUUCUCCGAGGGCGUCUAAGGCGGAUAACGGUGGUAUUACGGCGUCAGGUGGUCGGAAAAGAGGCCGUAGAGGUGGUUUCCUGCCAGUUCCGAACAGCUCCCGGCCAUUUCCGAUUGCUUCCCAUAGCCGGCGAGGUUUUGACAUCCAGGCUUAUUCUCCGGCGACGGUUGUCCCACAUUGAUUCUAUAGGGAAAAUGAGCCUAGUAUAUAAGCCUAGUGAGCUACUCCUCCUAUUACCAAUUGGUUUUGAGAUAGAACCUCACUAUGGUGCACCUAGGCUCACCCUCUUAUGGUGCGCUUCAUCUGGUGGGACCGCACCCUCUUCUCCCGAUUAUAUAAAUCUAAUAUGGUAUCAGAGCGGGCCCGUCUUAGGACCUGCAAUGACUCUCUCUACCCGGCCUGCUCUGGGCUUGGGCUUAUCUCUCUACCCGGCCUGCUAUGUGGGCUUGGGCUUACGAAGGACUCACAAGUGA